AUGUUUUAUAAUCGUUCUUUCACGAUCCUAUUUUCAGCUGCCAAAAUUGACCGUAUUCCUUGCAUGACUGUUGACAGGUCUCAGAUUUUUGUUGACAAUAAAAAGGUGAACAAGAAAGAGAGAAGCUCUUCAUCACAUUCCAAAAAACAUAUGAAACAAGUACCUCAAGUAAUCCUUCUUUUCAUUGUUGUUUCUUUGCUGGUUCACUCCAUCAAAGGAGGACUUUACAUACCAACUCCCCAAACUCAAGAAACCGUUUCCAGUCCUACUCUCCAUGAUCCCAUUCCAUUAGUCAUAAACAUGUCUCAUUCCUCCUCUCCCCAAUCAUCUGAGCAAUCUCAAUCACCAUCUAGAUCUUCCAAAGAUAUUUCUAACACCAAAGACACCAUUUGUUGUUACGAACCUAAUGGCUUAUAUCAAUACUGUCCAGGCAUUAGUAUUUGUUGUCGUUCAGUUCCAACUGGAUGUACGGGUAGUUUCAUCUGUGCUCCAUAUGGCAGUACUUGUUGUGGCACAGGUUAUUGUUCUGGUAACUCCAAUUGUGCUACGUGUGGAAGUUCCACAGGAUGUCUUCCUUAUGGAGCUACUUGUUGUGGCUCUGGUUAUUGUAACUCUGGUUACACAUGUACUUCCACUUACCAAUGUCAACUCAAUACAGGUGGUGGUGGUGGUGGAAAUAGUGGUGGUGAUGGAAAUGGCAACAAUAAUGGAGGAAGUUCUGGUGGUUUGGGUACUGGAGGUAUAGCUGGGAUUGCAGCUGGUAGUUCUGUCGGUGGACUCAUUCUUGUUGGCAUUAUUGGAGGAAUAGUUGCCUUAUGUAAAGCGAAUAACGGCUAA
Molecule: messenger RNA, 837 nt
Organism: Naegleria fowleri
Lineage: Eukaryota; Heterolobosea; Eutetramitea; Acrasida; Naegleriidae
Exons: 1
Coding region: 1-837 (278 amino acids)
Source: RefSeq, a predicted model, not a curated record